Messenger RNA from Pelobates fuscus (common spadefoot toad), 5100 nucleotides. RefSeq names its product chloride intracellular channel 4 (gene CLIC4). Lineage: Eukaryota; Metazoa; Chordata; Amphibia; Anura; Pelobatidae. The transcript has 6 exons. The record is from RefSeq and is a predicted model, not a curated record. Bases 402 to 1160 code for a protein of 252 amino acids.
ACAGAGCCUGGGGUUCAGUACUGGGAGAGACCUAUUCACUAUAAGGUGCACUCCUAACAAAGAGAACCGUCUGCUAUUUAGAGAAGGGAUAAGAUAAGGAGGACUCUACCGAGGCUGGAACAGUGUUGGAAGCAGUGGAUUGAAAGAGAAAGAAAACAAUAAACCACUGGAUGGAAGUGUAAGGCUGGAAGGAGCAAGUUCCACUAAUCUAAAGUGUGCUGGCUGGGAAAAUAAAAAGAGAGGGGGAUCAGGGAGUUGGCAUCAAGGGAAAAAAAAUACAACCAAACAAGGAGAAGGAGUAAGAGGAAAACCAAGGGGGAGGGCGUGAGGGGGAAGCAUCCCAGAAGGAGAGAAGUUGGCUGUGAUACAUUGUAGCAGCAACGGUUACUGGGAGAAGCAGCAUGUCUCUGUCUGUGCAACAUAAUGGAGUUCUAGAGGACAAAGACAACCUAAUCGAGCUCUUUGUAAAGGCUGGGAUCGAUGGAGAGAGUAUUGGGAACUGCCCCUUCUCACAGAGGCUCUUCAUGAUCCUCUGGCUAAAAGGAGUUGUGUUUAAUGUGACCACGGUUGACUUAAAGAGAAAACCUGCAGAUUUGCAGAACCUCGCUCCAGGUACUCAUCCACCCUUCAUAACCUACAACCAUGAAGUGAAGACUGAUGUAAAUAAGAUAGAAGAGUUCCUUGAGGAAGUAUUGUGCCCUCCAAAGUACCGCAAACUAGCAGCAAGGCACCCAGAGUCCAACACUGCAGGCAUGGACAUAUUUGCCAAAUUUUCAGCCUACAUUAAGAAUUCUCGACCAGAUGCCAAUGAAGCCUCAGAAAGAGGCCUUCUGAAAACUCUACAGAAGCUUAACGACUAUCUCAACUCACCCCUACCAGAUGAGAUUGAUGAAAACUGCAUGGAAGACAUUACAACAUCCAACCGCAAAUUUUUGGAUGGAGAGGAAAUGACCUUAGCAGACUGCAAUCUGCUACCCAAACUCCACAUUGUCAAGGUGGUGACCAAAAAAUAUCGGAACUUCGACAUUCCAAAAUCCAUGACUGGUAUUUGGAGAUAUCUGAGCAACGCGUACAGCAGGGACGAAUUCACCAACACAUGCCCGGGAGACCGUGAGAUUGAAAUUGCCUAUGCAGAUGUAGCCAAAAGGCUCACCAAGUGAACUUGUUGCCCUGGAACCAAGACGAGGCCUUAAAUUCCAUCUGAAAACUGAUCUUAUCUGGAGACACUUGGGGUGGGGUGGGGUGCUAGGGGCACAUUUUUAUUCUCUAUAACUGUUAUUUUCUAAAGCUGAACCCAAUGCAAAUUUUUUUUAAAGCAUUUAAGUCCCAUUUAGGAAAACAUGCUGAUCUGUGAUCUAUUUAUUGGUUUAAAUUCAAAUGUGGAUGUUAAUGAUAUUGUUAACAUUGUUCAAAACUUUACACCCUUUCUGAGAUAAUGUAAUUUUAGUUUAAGUAAACUAAUACUUUCUGUGAAAGGGUAUGCUAUAUUUAUUUGUGUUGAUACCUUCUUUUUCUUUUUAUCUAUAUAUGUUUAGAGGCCUCAGCAGUAUUGUGCCAUACACUAGAGUGUUUUUAUUAUUCCUAAAUGGACCUGUUCUUGGGGUUCUUCCAGGACAAAGGUUAACUGGAUUGCUAUUUUUAUUUUAUCUCUACCCUCCUGUAUGAUGGGAUCAUAGACAAGUCAAUGUAUUGAUUUUAAGGUUGAGUGCAAGUGACCAUGUUUCCUCCUUUUAAAGGGAAGGAUACAUUUUACUUGUUACAUUUUUUCCCUAAUCUUGGCAUCUCCUCCUAAAGAAAAAUCUAGUAACCAGCAGUGUAUAAAAGUGUUAUGUAUUGUAAGUUGGCAUUCAGUGGAUGUUGGGAGACAUUGUAAUGUCCAUCCACUGCUACAAAAUUCUGUUUUUUUUAAAAACACAAUUAUAAUAUUUUGAGGAUUGCUUCUGUGUUUUUGUUUGUGUUUCUUUUGUUUAACUCACACAGCCUGAACUAAUCCAACUUGGAUGGUCUUUUUGACAACUAGUUUAUAUACCAAAUGCCUUAAUUUAAAGACUUAAAGGGAAACUAUAGUGCCAGGAAAACCAACUUGUUUUCCUGGCACUAUAGAUUUCCCCUCUGUCAAGCCCCCCUCCCGUAGUGCUGAAGGGGUUAAUAACACCUACAGUUACUUAUCUUAUCCAGCACAAAUGUCCGCCCAUGCAAUGGCCGCGCUCGCAUUAAGAUCUCCCCAUAGGAAAGCAUUAUUGAAUGCUUUCCUAUAGGGGAAAAUCUGCCGCUGUGGUACUCAUGCAGAAAGUGAGGACGUCCAGCAUCAGAUAAUGGACCAAAUGUCUGUUUCAAUUCUGGAAGUCCCUCUAGUGGCUUUCUGCUAGACAGCCACUAGAGGAGGUGUUAACCCUAAGAGGUAAUUAUUGCAGUUUAUAAAAACUGCUAUAAUUGCCACUGCUGGGUUAAGGGUGGUGGGAGUUUGCACCCAGACCACAUCGAUAAGCUGAAGUGGUUUGGGUGCCUACAGUGUCCCUUUAACAUAGACAUUGUUCAUCCAAACAAAACAUGCGUGAAAAAGAGGACACUGUGUAUAAUCCGUUCCAGUCUCCAUACAGGCUGCCUUUGGUUUUGACUGGUAAAAAAAACAAAACAUUACAAAUAACUAGUAAGAUCUACUUUAGAUUUAUACUUGGGUUCUAUACAUUAAAUGUAGGUUUUGUAGGUGCAACAUGAAAUCCCUCAUGAAGAAUUCAUAAUGAGAUUUCACAUUUUUAGACCAAUAACUAAAUUGCAAUAAAGCCUGCAGAGUUUUUUGUUGUUGUUUUUUUGCCUUAAUUCCAUUUUCAAUUCUAUAUCUAUCUAAUCUCCUAGUUUUGUGAAUAAAUUCUCAUUUUCUGAAUAUUGGUGUGUAAAAUUAGAACACAGAAAAUGCAUGUAAAAAAGCCGUUUACAUGAUUUCCUUUAUGGAAGUGGAAGUGGGACAUAUUUAAAAUCUUGUAUGCCUUGCAGUCUUAGAACGUGUUGGUUGCUUUUAUGAAUUUGUAAUUGCAUUUUGUUGGUACAUCUCCCAUUAUUUGGAUUGGAAACUAAAUCGAUCAAUCACCAUUUACCUCAAACUAUUUAGAAUUGACUCCCUAAUAGAUUAUUUUUAGACUGACACGCAUUCAAAAAACACUGAUUACAUUAAUCAAGAUAAUUAAUGUAGAUCAAAAAAUGAAAAUGUCAUGACUUUAUUUAAAAAAAAAAAUUUUAAGUAGGUUUUCUAAGAAAUAUACUUGACCUAACAAAUUAAUGAAACCUGUGUAAAAAUACAAACAUGACAAAAUUGUUAAACUUGCUUAAGGUUACUGAUUUGGUUUAAACAUUGGGAGAGGCAUGCACUAAUGAAAAAUAAAUACACAUUAAGAGUUAGUAUAUUUUGUGUUUAGCAUUGGUAAUGCUUUAUUAAUCCGUGUGCAGUUAAGUACAUUUAAUUAUUGCACAAAUUCACAAAGUUGUAUAGCCUCUUAGCUGACCUCACAAUAAAACCAAACAGCAAUGUGCUCUUUUGACAUGUUGUUUCUUCAUACAUUUUGGAAAGCUCACUAUAGGAAAGACUAUUUAAAAAAAAAAAAAAAAAAAAUUUUUUUUUUUUUAUUAGUUUACAGCCGAUUAGUACAUGCACCUCUUAAUGUGAUUUGUUGUACUUUUACUAGAAAUCUACAAAAAGGAACACGUAAUGUAUGUAGUAAUGUUGGGAUUAUCCAUAAAACACAUACAGCAGGCUCUGUAUAAGAAAGUGUGCACUACCACUUUGUAGAAAACUGUCAUUAAAGUGUUUUGAGUAUCAUUUACAUCUUAAAUUGCCCUGAAAAAGUAAAAGCUUGCAAUUAAUGUCUGUAAAUUUCCUGAGUAAAUUUGAUAAAUUUGCAUUUAUAAAUAUUUUAAAUAACUUUAAAUCUAUACAUUUACUAGUGGUUAGUUUUGAAGUAGAAGUGCUAAAACUUUUCAUUUAAGUCUGACGCACUCUACAUUGCAUUACAAAGUUCCUUUUAACAUUUCACGUGUACUUACAUUGAGCUGGGAAGGCGAUCACUUUCAAGCCUCACAUUCUGCAGUGAUAAAUAUGCAUGCAUAUAGUGGAACCUCCUGCCCAGAUAGUGGCUUAUUAAAGGGACACUGUAGACACACAGACCACUUCAAUGAGCUGAAGUGCUUUGUCCCUUUUGCACAGUUCCAGAGAAGCUCUAAGUCUGUCCACAGUUGCUGUCUACCAGACAGCCACUAGAGGGCUUCCUGAAUUGAAAUCUUUGGUUUAAUAAAAGUGCUGUUUACUUUGCAUGCCUACAUUCAUUACUAUGCAAAGUGUAGGCAAGUUCUACAGUAUCAGAUGCUAAAGCCGGCAGAGGAUGAUGGGAGAUCUAGUCUAUGACUUAUUCUAUAUUUUUGACAUAGGUUGUCUACUUUUGUACUGUGCUAUUGCCAUGAGUUUACCAAAACUUCUAUGCUCCUGAUAAGACCCCAAAAUUAUAUUUUCUGAAAACUCUGCUUUCAUUUUUUAGUAUGCUUGAUAUUUUGAUGUUGCGUUGUUUCAAUACACACUGACUAAUAAUACGUUUAUACACUGUUUGAUAAUGCACAGUUUUUAAGAGCACUAAGAUCUAUAGUCAUGGAUACAAAGAUCAAGGCAAAUACAAUAUCAAUACUGUACAUUAAAUAUUUUUCUAUUUUCAUUGGCUUACUUCAUUUUACAGAAGCAGCUUGUGUAUAAGUUUUUUUUUUUUACAUUAUAAAUUUAAAAUGUGCCCCUAUUGUAAAUCAAAAGUUUAUUUUUAAUGCAUCAUGUUGUCUAUGUGCGUUAGAAUUAUUAUUAUUUUUUUUAUGCAAAGUCUGUAUUCUAAAACAAAUUACAAAAAUGCUAUUUGUCAAAAGAUAAUUUAAAUGUUAUCUUGAAAGUCAAACAAUGUGGUACGUAUGUUACGUACAUGGAGCUUUUUUUUUUAUUUUUAUUUUUUUUUUUCACAGCCAGAUUUUCCCCCCGCUUUGUCUCUCCUAAUGAUUGGACACUUUAGGCUGAAAAUAAAUUUGUCCAAACUUCUAAGGUCUGCUUUUAUUAACAAAUAAAGAGAUCUUGUA